UCCAAAGAAAAUAUUCAUAUGACGUCAAUUCCUCCGAUUUCUAAAUAUAGAAUGGACACAUGUUCCCGCUAGAGGAAACAGGCUGAAUUCAUUUACCAAAGAAAACUUUUGUUUAGCCUAUUGAUCAAGAAAAUCUGCCAGAAUGCCUUCUGAUGCCAAAAAGAAGCGAGCACAGCAAAAGAAAGAAUCUGCCAAGCGGGGAAAGAAACAACAGAAUGGAGCAGAUGAGGUGGAGAAUGGUACACAGGUUAACGGUUCGGCUGAAAAUGGAGAUGCCGAAUUAAAUGGUAUUACAGAGAAGCUUGACGAGAUGGAGUUGGCUGCCAAGUACCGGUCAUGUGCCGGUGUAUUGACCAGUCAUUCUGAAAGCAGGGAUGUCCAUCUUGACCAGGUGACAAUUCGGUUCCAUGGAGCAGAGUUACUGAUGGACAGCAAACUGGAACUGAAUAAUGGCCGUCGUUACGGGCUCAUUGGUCUCAAUGGAUGUGGCAAGACCACUCUGUUAGCUGCUCUUGCCAUGAGGGAGUUGCCGAUUCCUGACCACAUUGAUACGUUUUUUCUGCGUCGAGAGAUGCCACCGAGUGACAAGACGGCACUAGAGUGUGUUAUGGAGGUGGAUCAGGAGCGGAUACGACUGGAGAAGGAAGCCGAGAUACUGGCUACCAAGGAUGAUCAUGAAUCUCACGAUCGCCUAAUGGACGUUUAUGAGCGUCUUGAAGACAUUGAUGCGGACCACGCCUUGCAAAGAGCGGCAUUCAUCCUAAGUGGUCUUGGAUUUACACGGAAAAUGCAACAAACGCAAGUUAAACACUUCUCCGGAGGAUGGCGCAUGAGGAUUUCCCUAGCCAGAGCAUUGUUCAUCAAACCGGCACUGUUACUUUUGGACGAACCCACAAAUCACUUGGAUCUGAACGCCUGUGUGUGGCUGGAGGAAGAAUUGAAUAAGUACAAGCGCUGUCUGGUGAUUGUUUCCCACUCACAGGAUUUCAUGAACGGCAUGUGUACAAACAUCAUCCACAUGCAGAAUCAGAAGCUGAAAAUCUAUGGUGGUAAUUACGACAGCUACAUCCAGACCAGGUGGGAAUUGGAGGAGAAUCAAAUGAAGAAAUAUCGCUGGGAGCAGGACCAGAUAUCACACAUGAAGAACUACAUUGCACGUUUUGGUCACGGUAGUGCGAAGUUGGCACGACAAGCCCAGAGCAAAGAAAAGACACUGAAGAAAAUGGUGGACGGAGGAUUGGCUGAGAAAGUGACCACAGACAAGAACCUUUCGUUUUACUUCCCAAGCUGUGGAACACUGCCCCCACCCGUGAUCAUGGUACAACAUGUCAGCUUCAGAUAUAAUGACGACUCACCAUACUUAUACAAGAACCUAGACUUUGGAGUAGACUUGGAUACCCGGGUAGCACUUGUUGGCCCGAACGGAGCUGGCAAAUCUACACUGCUUAAACUGAUUGUCGGAGAUCUUGUACCAACAGAUGGUCUCAUCAGAAGACAUUCCCAUCUGAAAAUAGGCAGAUAUCACCAGCACUUGCACGAGAUCUUGGACAUGGAGAGUACGGCACUAGACUGGAUGAUGCUCAAGUUCCCAGCCAUCAAGGAGCGUGAGGAGAUGAGGAAGAUCAUUGGAAGAUACGGGCUGUCCGGACAACAACAGGUUGUUCCCAUGAGAAGCUUGUCAGAUGGUCAGCGUUGCCGAGUGAUAUUCGCCUGGUUGUCAUCUCAAAAUCCCCACCUUUUGUUACUUGACGAACCUACAAAUCAUCUUGAUAUAGAGACGAUCGACUCGCUAGCUGAGGCCAUCAACGACUUUGAGGGAGGCAUGAUUCUAGUUAGCCACGACUUCAGGCUUAUAUCACAGGUGACGGAAGAGAUCUGGAUUUGUGCGAAUGAAACUAUAGAGAAAUACCAGGGUGACAUUUACAAAUACAAGGAAAAGCUCGUGCAAAUCGUGAAAAAGGAGAAUGAGAGGCUCCUUAAACUGAAGAAAUGAUGACGGUGAAGACUUAGGUGGCUUACAUUAUCAAUUUAUUUAUUUCACGGAGUGCGUAAAGUUGACUGCCUGUGUCCUUGAUACAUUGUGAUAAUUCUUUGUCAAGGCCAGUUAACUGUGCGUUACUGUGAUUGCCUAUAGGACACUAUACAAUCGUCAUAAACAUGUAGUUAACCUUUGUCAGAGGUUAAAGAUUGAAAUUUGUAAAAAAUAUUAUCAAGAGGAUGUGUUUUAAGGUUGCCUAUAUAAUUUUGAUUUUCAAAUAGUCUCUUUACUUUUCAACUGUAUCCAUGGCAUUUAUUAUCGAGAUCGAGCUGUGCUAAUGCCUGAUUAACUUGGCUUAGGGUUAAUAUUUUAAAUGAGGAGUUUUAAUUGAACAGACACUAUAUAAAAUCGGAUUACAGAACUUCUAUUAAGACUUGUACAACAUCUACAAUACAUACGGGUACAUGUUUUCUAAUAAUUUGACCGCCCUCAAUAAUCACCUACCUUGUUCAGCAAAAUUAUAUAUAUUGAAUCCAACUACACAUGCAUUUGUAUGUCCAGGGUUAUCAGGUGACUUCUAAGUCUCCCUCCAUCAGUUCAACAAUAAUGAAUAUUUGUAUCUGGACAGUUAAUGUCAAUUAUCCAAUCGUUGAGACUUAUUUUACAUUUUAGAUAAUACAAAAUAUACAAUAAGGAAAAUUAACUUGAUUUGAAAACAGUGGUUGAACUUGACACAAAUCUCCAAGCCUGACACUAUUAAAAGGUACCCAGGGCUUGAAAGGUGCCCAGGGCUUGUUAUCUUAUUUUUAUAUUUUAUAGCAGUUUGAAUGUUCCAAUUUCUAAAGCCAUCAGUAAAGUAAGAAUUUGGGAUUUGACCUACUGUCUGUUUCGAUAGCUGUAACAAAUUUCAGAAUAUGAAGCUAAUGAUGAAUAUCACUAUGAUCCUAAGAUGGUUUGGUUCUUAUGGCAUAACAAAAAAAUCUCAGUUUAUCACUUGUAGUAUCAACCAACGGCUUUUUCAUUUUAUCAGUUUGACACAUGCUUAAAAAGCUGUUCUUGUAAUCGCAUGAUUUUCAAUAAAUCUCAUUUAUUUUGCUUUUUAAUGCGUAAAAGUUUCCAUUCUGUUGUUCACAUUUAUUGGAAGUAUUUACAUGUAUUACUCUAAGGCAUGUUUUGAAUAAAAAUGUGCAUUAUACAUUGUGAUAUUACUGUCAGAGCAAAUAUACAUAUGUUGCGUUUUCAUCUGUUUUAAUGUGAAUAUUCAACAUCUUUGUUUAGGGAUCCAAAUUUUUCAAAUGUUAGACACAUACUAAAAGCUUUUUUGUUAUAAUAACUUUCAAUGUUGUUAUUUAAGUCAUAUAAGCCAACAACUUCUCGAAAUAAAUUUUUAAAACUAAA
This is a messenger RNA of Mya arenaria, 3376 nucleotides long. RefSeq names its product ATP-binding cassette sub-family F member 2-like. NCBI's taxonomy places the organism in Eukaryota, Metazoa, Mollusca, Bivalvia, Myida, Myidae. The coding region runs from base 143 to 1993 and encodes 616 amino acids. The transcript is spliced from 15 exons. The record is from RefSeq and is a predicted model, not a curated record. Gene Ontology annotation, molecular function: ATP hydrolysis activity; ATP binding.